Molecule: messenger RNA, 231 nt
Organism: Talaromyces rugulosus
Lineage: Eukaryota; Fungi; Ascomycota; Eurotiomycetes; Eurotiales; Trichocomaceae
Exons: 2
Coding region: 1-231 (76 amino acids)
Biological process (GO): DNA-templated transcription
Cellular component (GO): RNA polymerase III complex; RNA polymerase I complex; RNA polymerase II, core complex
Molecular function (GO): zinc ion binding; DNA-directed RNA polymerase activity; DNA binding
Source: RefSeq, a predicted model, not a curated record
AUGUCUCGCGAAGCGUACCAAGUCCCAUCCCUCGAUACCAACGGAGGAGGCGCCGCCAGUGGCGCCUCAGCCUUUGCGACGUCCUCGGAUUCCGCCGUUCGAUACAUCUGUGGUGACUGCGAUCACAAAUUUGUCUUGCAACAAAACUCGUCCCUCCGGUGCCCGGAUUGCGGUCAUCGUAUCUUGUAUAAAGAGCGAACCAAGAGGAUGGUGCAGUUCGAAGCGCGCUGA